Molecule: messenger RNA, 1398 nt
Organism: Penaeus monodon (black tiger shrimp)
Lineage: Eukaryota; Metazoa; Arthropoda; Malacostraca; Decapoda; Penaeidae
Product: carboxypeptidase B-like
Exons: 6
Coding region: 1-1329 (442 amino acids)
Biological process (GO): proteolysis
Molecular function (GO): metallocarboxypeptidase activity; zinc ion binding
Source: RefSeq, a predicted model, not a curated record
AUGGCGGUGACACAACUCCUCUCGUGCGCUCUGCUGGCGGUCGCUGUCGGCGCCGCGGCGGGAUUUCAGGAGGGCCUGCGAGGCCACCAGAUCUGGGAGCUUCCUUCCUCCGUCCCCGCCGCCCUUGAGGACCUCCUUCGCGAUGGCCUCCUCGACUCCCUGGGCCACUCCAAGUCCCACAGGAAAGUCCACGUCCCUGCGGAGGGCCUGGACAACGCCCGCCGCAUCCUGAAGGAGAGGGACGUCGAGUUCAAGGUCCUGGUGGAUGACCUGGCGGAGCACUUUCAGGGCGAGAGGCGGCAGCGGAGGGACGUCGACACGCGAGCGGCCGAGUCCUGCAACGGAAACUCGUGUCCUGCACCGCUCUCGGAUGCCUACAUGACCUUCCAGCAGAUGGAGUACUACCUCCGCGAGAUCAACACGACGUAUGCUCCUCGAGUCUCCGUGAAGUCGAUCGGCAAGUCGGUAGAAGGCCGGGACAUCUGGAUGGUCCACGUGAGGUCGGGAGGCUGCGCUCAAGGUAACACACAGCCGCAGGUCAGCCUCCGACACCCUAGGAUCGCCUACUGGAUGAUGAAACGUCGAGCUGUGUGGAUAGAAGGAGGCAUCCACCCGAGGGAGUGGAUCGCCCCGGCAGUGUGCCUCCAGAUCGUCUCCCGGCUGGCCGUCCAGUGCAGCGUCACGCGCGCCGUCAACGUGUACGUCGUGCCGAUGGCCAACCCGGACGGCUACGUGUACUCGUGGACGACGAACCGGCUGUGGCGCAAGAACCGGGGCAACGUGGGCGGCCAGUGCGUCGGCGUCGACCUCAACCGCAACUGGGGCUUCAAGUUCGGCGUCGGCGCCUCCAACAACACCUGCAGCGAGGUGUACAUGGGCCCGUCCGCCUUCUCCGAGCCCGAGACGCGAGCCCUCAGGGACGUCAUGACGAGCCUGUCGGAAGCCGGGAAUCUGGAGCUCGUCAUCGCCGUCCACAGCUACGGCCAGCUGCUGCUGUAUCCCUGGGGUUGGACCACCGAGGAGGCGCCCGACACGCCGGAGAUGGCCGCCCUCGGGGAGAUCUUCGCCAACAUUGCCCACCUUCGCCAAAACACGGUCUACACAGUCACCAGCUCCUCCUCUGGGCUCUACUUCGCCUCAGGAGCCACCGACGACUGGGCCAAGGGCGUCCUGAAUACCAAGUUCGCGUACACCCUCGAGCUCCCGGACACGGGCAAGUUCGGUUUCAAGCUGGAGGAGAGCCAGAUCUUGCCGACCACUCAGGAGGUCUGGGAGGGCUUCAAGGCCAUGCUGCUCUCCAUCACCAACCAGAAGUACACGUUCCUGUGACGAGCUCAAGGGGAGGGCGUCCCGGGCGUGGCCGCGACCCUCCUGCAGCGGCAGCGAUCGGAAUGCGGG